Messenger RNA from Myripristis murdjan (pinecone soldierfish), 825 nucleotides. RefSeq names its product ATPase H+ transporting V0 subunit e1 (gene atp6v0e1). Gene Ontology annotation, cellular component: proton-transporting V-type ATPase, V0 domain. Bases 165 to 410 code for a protein of 81 amino acids. NCBI's taxonomy places the organism in Eukaryota, Metazoa, Chordata, Actinopteri, Holocentriformes, Holocentridae. The record is from RefSeq and is a predicted model, not a curated record. The transcript is spliced from 4 exons. Gene Ontology annotation, molecular function: proton-transporting ATPase activity, rotational mechanism. Gene Ontology annotation, biological process: proton transmembrane transport.
GUCGCUCCCGGCUCCGCCCCUCUCCCCGGCCGACGGCCCGUCAUGUGACCCGCCGCCUCCUCCUGCCCUCCGUCGUCGUAGGAGUCCGGAGCAGAGCUGGGAAGUUUUCUCAGUUCAAAAGUUUGUACCUGUGAGCUUUCCUUGCUCCUAAACCCAGCAGAAACAUGGCAGAGCUUAGUUUUGUCAUCCCCAUGGCUGUUAUGACCCUGUUCUGGGGGAUAGUCGGCGGGGUGGUGCCCUGGUUCAUCCCCAAGGGACCAAACAGAGGGGUUAUAGUGACCAUGCUGGUGUUGACUGCAGUCUGCUGCUACCUCUUCUGGCUGAUAGCGAUUCUUGCCCAGCUCAACCCACUGUUUGGACCAGCUCUGACCAAUGACACCAUCUGGUACCUGAACUAUCACUGGCCUUAGUCGACUCUUGCAGGACUCCUGAAAUUACAGGGGAGGACCCAAAUCACUGCUGCACACCAAUGGAGCGCUCACUCUCCACUCCACAGAGAUCGGCCCUUCCUCAUAUGCCUUAAAUGUAGAUCCUCCUGCAUGAUUGUCGUCAGACGGCCACUGUGGUGCCUUGUACAAACUUGAUUUCCAAAUGACCUCUGAGAGAUCUGAAUGUGCUUUACUUGGUGUUUUUUGUUUUUCUUUAUAUGAUGUAUAUUUUGCAUUUAACGCAUUUGCUGUUAAUACAAGUGACCUUUGCCAUACAGGGCUGUUGUGUGGCGUGUUUGAUGUGACCUGUUUUUGUCUGUUUAUUAUUGUAAAGGCUGUACGGCAUUCAUGAAGUGUUAAUUAAUAAACAAAUCAACUCCAGACCGUUUUUAAUGUG